ACGAGAGGGGGGAGGGAUUCCGGCACGACCCCUGGAUCGUGGCUGUUCUUCGUGGGAGAGACGACGGAGGCCCAGAUUCCAACGCUCCAAUCGCUCGCGCGGAGCGCAAGAAUCGCAGAGAAAGUAGCUAACGCUGGGAGAGGAUCUGGAGCAUAUCGAUCGGUGUGGAUUUAGGUUGGAUCAGGGUUUCCAGGAUCGAUCGCCGGGGGAUCGUCUAGGUCAGUGCCAGCGCUUGCAUUUUUCUUCAUGAGCGGCAGUGCCUAUGGCGUCGCCCAGCCGGCGCGAGCAGCAGCAGCAGCAACAGCAGCAGCGGCAGCGCGCUCUACCCUCAUUGAUUGAUUUCGGCGAUGACAAUGAUCCAGCGACCAGUUCGUCGAUGUCGGAUCCUUUCGGGUGGGCGGGAGGAGGAGCGGCAGCAAGCAAUGGCGGCACGGACUUCCGCUCAUCGGAUUCCUUCUCCACGCCCUACAAACCAUCCCAGCAGCAUCGCAAGUUCACGCAGCAGCAGCAAACGCCUUCUCCCCAGCCGGACCUUCUUACUGGCGAUUUUCCAGUGACGCCUCCAACAACGAUUCCGGGAGUCCCUCCUCCCUUCCCAGCCUCAUCCAGCUCCUCCAAUUCAUCCAAUCCAUUCGACAGCCCCUCGGAUGGCCCGUUCGUCGCCAGGAACACCAACGAUCGCUACUCGCCUCCUUCCGUCUCAUCGUCGCCAGCAAACAAGACCGUUGCCAACAGCAGCAGUAGUAAAGCUCCUUCCACCAAGAACUUCCGACAUUCCCAAAGCACUCCAGAGCUCAAGCCCGCCGUUCCAUCGUCGUCGCCACCAAAGGCCCACGCCGGAGCUUUGCAUGGGCCAUCAGCUUCCGAGGGAGUGAUCCCCUUGCGCGGGAGUCUCAACAAGCUAAGUCCACAGGCAUUGCCGCCAGCCACAGUCAUGAAGCGCUCGAGCGAAUUCAUCGCCGGUGGUGGCAAAGGUGUUUACAAGCCUCCUCUGCGGGGCCCCGUGGAUCCGGACAGGCCCGUCCCCUUCGAUCUAAGACCAUCGCCCAUGAGAACCAACCAGCCAGCCAGAGCUCUCACUUGCACGGGCUCUUCCGUGUGGCUGGCUUGCGAUGGCGCUCUCAAAGUCUGGGACGUCGCGAAUGCCAUGUCUCACGGAAGUGGUGGCGAUGGAAAUCCUCCCGACGAUAUCGAUGCCGCGGCUUUCACGUAUAUGGGUGUGGAAGGCAUGACUCUAUGCCUCGUCGCUGACGCUGCCAACAAGCUUGUGUGGAGUGGACACAGGGAUGGCAAAGUCAGAGCUUGGAGCACCGAGGAACUUGUGAGGUCCAGGCGAAGAACGGAGCCGAGCUUGUGCUGGAUUGCUCACCGCUCUCCGGUGUUGUCCAUGGUCAUCACCACGUAUGGGGAGUUAUGGACUGGCUCUGACGGUGGUGCUAUCAGAGCUUGGCCAUGGGAGACAACGUCUCAUGCUCUUUGCCGGGCAGAAGAAGAAACUAUGUCUGCGGCGUCACUGAUGGCACGCUCCUAUGUGGACCUCAGAGCCCGCGGAACUGCUGCUGGUGCGACCAGCCUUGCCAAUACGGAUGUUUACUUUCUGCUGUCGGAGCACGCGAAUGGGAGAGUUUGGAGCGGCGGACCGCUCGCUCUUGCGAUAUGGGAUGCGAGAACAAGGGACGUGUUAAAAGUUUUUGGGCCGAGUGUUCAGUCCGAAUUCUCCAGCCCAGAUAUUUCUCCUGUUCGGGACAGUAUGUGGGACGAUGAUGUCAGGUCCUCGAUGUCGAAAGCAUCAAAGAAAGAAAAAGCUGGUACGUUAAGCUUUUUCCAGCGCGUUAUUGGAGCUGCUGAUGCUGUUCGACGGGCUGCCAGCGGUGGUCAAGGUGGCGACGAUAGUAAGAAGGUGGACGCAUUGGUGGCCGCAGUUGAUGGAACAGUAUGGGGAGGAUAUCCAAGUGGAAUGAUCAUUCAAUGGGAUGGACUGGGCAAUAGGUUACAGGCAACCAUCUUCAUACCGGUUCCGGUUCGCAGCUUGUGUGCGGUGGGCACUAGAAUCUGGGUGGGCUAUGCGGACGGUCGAAUUCAAGUGCUUGCAGAUACAGGCAAGGUCCUCGGGGUGUGGAUAGCUCACAGUGCCGCUAUCGUCCAUAUGGAAAAGUGUGGGAGUUUCGUGUUCACAAUGGCUCUUCACGGUGGCAUUCGCGGUUGGAAUAUCGGAUCGCCUUGUCCAAUUGAUGGGAUACUUCAGAUCGAGAUGCAGUCCAAGGCAGAAACAUACACGCAAGAAAGAACUUUUAAAAUUCUAGCAGGAACUUGGAAUGUAGCAGAGGAGAAGGCGAGCUUGAAAUCCAUGCAGAUGUGGCUAGCAUCUGCGACACACGCUGGCGUUGUGUUUGUAGGACUGCAGGAGACCGAGAUGAGUGCCGGAGCUAUUGCCAUGGCAGCAGCAAAAGAAACGGUAGGAUUGCAAGAGAAGAGCAGUGCGAAUGGACAAUGGUGGCUGGAUAAUCUCGGUGCAGCUCUGGGUGAGAACCAGGACUUUGUUCGUGUUGGUUCGCGUCAACUUGCUGGGAUUCUUAUUGGUGUCUGGGUCCGAAACGAACUUAUUCCUUUUGUUGGAGAGAUCGAUGCUGCAGCUGUUCCCUGUGGGUUUGGCCGUGCUCUUGGUAACAAAGGAGGAGUAGGAGUUAAAAUCCUCCUUUACAGAAGAACUUUUUGUUUUUUAAGCAGUCACUUGGCUGCACACAUGGAUGCCGUUGGUCGACGAAACGCGGAUUUUGAGCACAUUUACCAUCAGAUGAAAUUUGGUCGUUCUUCCGGUGGAUCAGCAUUCCGUGGGGCAACCGUGCGUAAAACUGCGUCUCCUGACGCACAGGAAGUGGGAAAGGAGGUAGUGGAGUCGGAAACGGUCAUAGAAGCAAUGAUGCCCGAUCUAGCGGAUGCGGACAUGAUUGUUUGGGUUGGAGACUUCAACUACAGGAUAGAUGAUCUUGCGUAUGAAGACGCAAUAGACUUGAUAUCGUCCAGACAAUGGGAAGUUUUACUUCCAAAGGAUCAACUACGUAUAGAGAUGACCGGUGGAAGAGUUUUCCAGGGAAUGCGAGAGGGCCCCCUACGAUUCCAGCCAACUUACAAGUUUGACAAGGGAUACAGUAACCCUCUCGGCUAUGAUUCAAGUGAGAAGAAACGGAUACCAGCUUGGUGUGAUCGUGUAAUUUUUAGAGAUAGCUACGAUGGGACAGAAGCCAAGAAGAAAUUUAAUCUUUCGCACCCAGUGUCAGCAUCAGUAAUAUCCUACGACGCGUGUAUGGAUGCACUAGACAGUGACCACAAACCUGUGAGGUGUCUACUUAACGUUGAUAUUGCUGUGAUCAACGAAGCAGCAAGGAGGAGAGCAUUUUGCGAGCUAAUGUUGAACAAUCCUCACGUCCAGAAGUGGAUGGAUCAGCUCAACUCUAUACCGGAGACGGUUGUCAGCACUAACAAGAUCAUCCUCGAGGACGGCGUGCCUUCUAUUCUCAAAGCAAUCAACGAGAGCAGCAGGCAGUGCGUAGUUUUUGAGCUGCGCUGCGAAGGCGAUCCAGCAGAAGCCACUGUAAGCGCAGCGGCUAGAGUAACGGUUAGAGCUGGAUUCGGGCUCCCACCUUGGUUACAGGUUACGCCCGCUUCAGGGAUGAUACCACCGAAAGGAAGCAUGGAAAUCAAUCUCAAGUUUAUGAACGUUUUGCCGGACGAGUUCAUGGAAGGUGGAGGCCCGGCGUUUGGCCUGGACAACCGCGGCAAAGCUGUGAACUUGGUCUUCUCCUACAAAGGAUCACUCUCGAGCUCGUGCAAGAGGUACCAAGUUGCUGUUUCUAGUCCUUCAGUCGGGCAGGGAAGUCAAGACCGGGAGCCAAAGUUCCGGCUCCAAAGGUCGAACGUUCUAGCAUCCAGGCUCAACUCGGAGGACACGAAAGAUCUUCUCUUGUUGUGACCACCGGAGAGAGCGCGAGAAGAGUUUUUGCAGCAGAGCACGAGUUUGUAGGUGAGAGCUUUAUUUUUUCCUACUCUUGGAGGGAUUCUUCUUUUUUUUUUCUUGGAGAUUUCUCAGCGCUUCCAACAUUUCUUGUGGCAUGCAGAUUUGUACAUUCAUUCUUAGCAGCUCGAGUGGGAAAGAAAAGAAAUUGUUUACCACGAGAGAGGCGAUUAUAAAUAAACAUUGGUUUUACAGCUUAA
Messenger RNA from Selaginella moellendorffii, 4212 nucleotides. Its product is annotated as type II inositol polyphosphate 5-phosphatase 15. Bases 263 to 3970 code for a protein of 1235 amino acids. The transcript is spliced from 11 exons. Gene Ontology annotation, biological process: phosphatidylinositol dephosphorylation. The record is from RefSeq and is a predicted model, not a curated record. Lineage: Eukaryota; Viridiplantae; Streptophyta; Lycopodiopsida; Selaginellales; Selaginellaceae. Gene Ontology annotation, molecular function: protein binding; phosphatase activity.